AUGGCUGAUUCUUCUUCUCCUAUGGCAUCGACACAAACCCAAGUCAAAGUGGUCGACCCUUCCAAGAAAAUUUGGUGCUCAAGUCGUGAUACUAUCGCUGCCUCUGAGCGCGGCGUUGUAACCAGACGCAAUAAGAAAGUGGAGAGACCCAGUAAUCAUAUUAUUGAAGAAGUAAUUGAACCUUUGCAUUUACUUGGAGCCUUUGUUGGCUACCAUUCGCCCAAGUAUAAGACAUUAGCCAGUAUUUGCCUUUUCCUUUUCUACCUCAACUUGAUCAUUUCGUCCACUUUUAUCGUCUAUUUUACGGCCAUCAAUCUCUACCUCAUCGUCUAUUGCAUCGUCGCUGUCAUGUAUACCCUUAGCGCUGGUUUAUGUGCUUACUAUGUCAACACUAGAACGCUGCCCUAUAUCGAAAAAUCCAUCAAAGCGCUCUAUCGUGAUAAAUUAUAUAUCGAUAGUUUAGAAUCGGUUCGAGAAUUAAAUAAGCCAUCGACAUCGUUAAAUCCAAUAUUAAGUUUAGAUUCAUUCUGUGCGUUUAUUGGACCACUUGAUAGCAAGUUUAAAAUUGGAUUACAACAACAAGAUACACGUUAUCAAUGCGCUAGUGAAAAUUGGCUUUCACUAGCCAAUUUUAAUACGUGGAUGAUUUCAAUCAUGGAAAAAUAUACCAUAGCGCUUCCAGUACUUGCAAUUCUCUUGGCAGUAUUAGAAUUAGGCUGUCAUGUCAUUGCUGGAGUCAAUGCUUUUGCCAGGAUUAAAUAUCAUAUUGGAUAUGGUAUUAUUAUCCCUAUUCAUUUCCUACGAUUUAUAUCGCUAUUCCAUAUAACGUAUGCCUACUGCUAUUUUAUGGCAUGUGCUGUUACCUUGAUGUCUUUGACCGGGCUUUCAAUGCGCCAAUGGACAGAACAAGCUGGAAGUGUUUUACGUGUUUCACCUCCGGAAAUAUCAUUUGGUGAAGCGGUUCAUUCUUUCGGCUUAAGAUCAACAUUUGUCAGUGAUGCAUCAAAAGCUUGCGAAGGCAUGCUGACCGUCACAUUUAUCAUCAGCUUUAGCUCAAUCGUUCUCAAUUCCUACAAUUUCUUAUUUACCGAAAGAUGCGGUGUUUAUUUAUGGUCAGUUGUAAUAUGUCUAUCUCAAGUUAUAACACCACUGGCGGUAUCAGCUUGGGCGACAAAAGCAUAUCACGACUAUACGCUUAUAGUUGUGCAAGCAUGGGUUACACAACCUGAUGAGGACGACAUCAAGGAAAUGGAAAAGCAGAAAUCCAUGCAAUCUGGAGAUUCACCAAGAAAAAGAACCUGGAAAGAUGUUCUUCGAAAAAAUACCAAAAUUAAUCCUGGUGCUCAGAACAUAUUGAAUACUGGAAAUAAUCUAGCUCCACCUUCAUCUGAUACCAAUUCUCCACAAGCAACUCACCACAAUCGAACAAAUAAACUCGGCAAUAAUGAAGAUGAUAAUUCCUCCGCUCCAGAAGAAUCCAACUCACCACGAUCCAAUUUAUUGUUAAAGCUAAAAAAUUUAAAAAGUAACGAAGAAUUAACGCCUACACAAGAUGAAUCAGUCUCCAAUACUAACAUAACGCUUAAUUCUCCUCGUUCAAAUCUACUAUCGAAAUUAAAAAAUCUCAAAGAAAAUGAUCAACUACCUCCUACGCCUAUCCAAUCGCUUCGCAAGAGCAGCUCUAGUAAUAGUCUCCAGAUCAAAGAAUUUAGGGAUUCAUUAACUAAUAAUAAUAAUAAUAAUAAUGAUGUUGUUAUACCAAUGGAACCAUUAUCAGAUAAAGAAUCACCGACUACCAAUACUAAUGGUUCUGGUAUCGAUAUCACUGCUGGAAGUGAAGGCGGGGUUAAGAAAAGAAAUCCUUGGAAAUUAGCCUUGGAUACUGCAAAAGAUGAAAAGGAAAGCUUCAAUAACGCUGAUGUUUCCAAGUUAAACACUUCUGUUGGUGAUGGCGGUAGCGAUAGCAAUGAGGGACCUUUGCCAUCUCCAGUAAAAGAAGAGAAAGUAGUCAAAGAAAAAAAUAAUCAAUUUUUAAAUCUAAUUCGCGGAGUUGGUCUAGUUGCUGGUAAACUACGACGGAAACGAAAUCAGCAGCGCCUAAACUUUGAAAAAUACAUCACUUACUUGCAAAGUAUCAAAUCGGAAACUGGAUUCUCGGUUAUUCGAUCAGUGAUGACAUGGGGUGGUGUAUCCAAUUUUGUAUUUAUAGUAUUUUCUGCUGUGGCAGUCUUUGCCCAAGAGGCAAUUUUUGGCGAUGCCACGGACAGGAAUGUGAAUGCUUGCUUAAACAAAACUGUAAUUUUUCUACAAAAUUUAUAG
Trichoplax adhaerens is the source of this 2319-nucleotide messenger RNA. RefSeq lists its product as uncharacterized. The transcript is spliced from 6 exons. Bases 1 to 2319 code for a protein of 772 amino acids. Lineage: Eukaryota; Metazoa; Placozoa; Uniplacotomia; Trichoplacea; Trichoplacidae. The record is from RefSeq and is a predicted model, not a curated record.